AUGAGUGGCAAUCAAAACCCAGGCUGUACCAUCAUGACCUUCCGCCCAAACAUGGCAGAAUUCUCAAACUUCAGCAAAUACAUCACCUACAUGGAGUCCCAAGGCGCACACCGAGCUGGACUGGCCAAGGUCAUCCCACCCAAGGAGUGGAAAGGCAGUGGAAAGUCCUGUGAGGAUGUCAUGGAUAUGUCAAUUCCUGCUCCUCUGCAGCAAGUGGUCUCGGGGCAGGCAGGUGUGUUCACCCAAUUCCAUAAGAAGAGGAAAGGCAUGAGUGUGGGUGAGUAUCGUGAGCUGGCCAGCAGCAAAAAAUACCAGACCCCGCCACACCUGGAUUUUGAUGAUUUGGAGAGAAAAUACUGGAAGAAUCGUCUGUUUGGGUCACCAAUUUAUGGUGCUGAUGUCAGCGGCUCCCUGUUUGAUGAGAACACUCAACACUGGAACGUGGGCCACCUGGGGAGCCUUUUGGAUGUGUUGAAGCAGGAGCAUGGCAUAGUGAUUGAGGGCGUCAACACGCCCUACCUGUACUUUGGCAUGUGGAAGACCACCUUUGCGUGGCACACGGAGGACGUGGACCUGUACAGUAUCAACUACCUGCACUUUGGGCAGCCCAAGACUUGGUAUGCUGUGCCCCCUGAGCAUGGCAGGCGCCUGGAGCUCCUGGCCAGGCAACUCUUCCCUGGCAGCUCCAAGGGCUGCCAGGCCUUCCUGAGACACAAGGUGGCGCUCAUCUCCCCCACCGUGCUCAAGGAGAAUGGCAUCCCCUUUGGCCGCAUCACCCAGCAGGCUGGGGAGUUCAUGGUCACCUUUCCCUAUGGCUACCACUCGGGCUUCAACCAUGGCUUCAACUGCGCAGAGGCCAUCAAUUUUGCCACCCCGAGGUGGAUUGACUAUGGCAAGGUGGCACGUCAGUGCAGCUGUGGGGAGGCCAGGGUGAGCUUCUCCAUGGAUGCCUUUGAGGGGCUCCUGCAGCCUGAGAGCUAUGAGCUGUGAAACCCAGGCUGUACCAUCAUGACCUUCCGCCCAAACAUGGCAGAAUUCUCAAACUUCAGCAAAUACAUCACCUACAUGGAGUCCCAAGGCACACACCGAGCUGGACUGGCCAAGGUCAUCCCACCCAAGGAGUGGAAAGGCAGUGGAAAGUCCUGUGAGGAUGUCAUGGAUAUGUCAAUUCCUGCUCCUCUGCAGCAAGUGGUCUCGGGGCAGGCAGGUGUGUUCACCCAAUUCCAUAAGAAGAGGAAAGGCAUGAGUGUGGGUGAGUAUCGUGAGCUGGCCAGCAGCAAAAAAUACCAGACCCCGCCACACCUGGAUUUUGAUGAUUUGGAGAGAAAAUACUGGAAGAAUCGUCUGUUUGGGUCACCAAUUUAUGGUGCUGAUGUCAGCGGCUCCCUGUUUGAUGAGAACACUCAACACUGGAACGUGGGCCACCUGGGGAGCCUUUUGGAUGUGUUGAAGCAGGAGCAUGGCAUAGUGAUUGAGGGCGUCAACACGCCCUACCUGUACUUUGGCAUGUGGAAGACCACCUUUGCGUGGCACACGGAGGACGUGGACCUGUACAGUAUCAACUACCUGCACUUUGGGCAGCCCAAGACUUGGUAUGCUGUGCCCCCUGAGCAUGGCAGGCGCCUGGAGCUCCUGGCCAGGCAACUCUUCCCUGGCAGCUCCAAGGGCUGCCAGGCCUUCCUGAGACACAAGGUGGCGCUCAUCUCCCCCACCGUGCUCAAGGAGAAUGGCAUCCCCUUUGGCCGCAUCACCCAGCAGGCUGGGGAGUUCAUGGUCACCUUUCCCUAUGGCUACCACUCGGGUUUCAACCAUGGCUUCAACUGCGCAGAGGCCAUCAAUUUUGCCACCCCGAGGUGGAUUGACUAUGGCAAGGUGGCACGUCAGUGCAGCUGUGGUGAGGCCAGGGUGAGCUUCUCCAUGGAUGCCUUUGAGGGGCUCCUGCAGCCUGAGAGCUAUGAGCUGUGGAACCCAGGCUGUACCAUCAUGACCUUCCGCCCAAACAUGGCAGAAUUCUCAAACUUCAGCAAAUACAUCACCUACAUGGAGUCCCAAGGCGCACACCGAGCUGGACUGGCCAAGGUCAUCCCACCCAAGGAGUGGAAAGGCAGUGGAAAGUCCUGUGAGGAUGUCAUGGAUAUGUCAAUUCCUGCUCCUCUGCAGCAAGUGGUCUCGGGGCAGGCAGGUGUGUUCACCCAAUUCCAUAAGAAGAGGAAAGGCAUGAGUGUGGGUGAGUAUCGUGAGCUGGCCAGCAGCAAAAAAUACCAGACCCCGCCACACCUGGAUUUUGAUGAUUUGGAGAGAAAAUACUGGAAGAAUCGUCUGUUUGGGUCACCAAUUUAUGGUGCUGAUGUCAGCGGCUCCCUGUUUGAUGAGAACACUCAACACUGGAACGUGGGCCACCUGGGGAGCCUUUUGGAUGUGUUGAAGCAGGAGCAUGGCAUAGUGAUUGAGGGCGUCAACACGCCCUACCUGUACUUUGGCAUGUGGAAGACCACCUUUGCGUGGCACACGGAGGACAUGGACCUGUACAGUAUCAACUACCUGCACUUUGGGCAGCCCAAGACUUGGUAUGCUGUGCCCCCUGAGCAUGGCAGGCGCCUGGAGCUCCUGGCCAGGCAACUCUUCCCUGGCAGCUCCAAGGGCUGCCAGGCCUUCCUGAGACACAAGGUGGCGCUCAUCUCCCCCACCGUGCUCAAGGAGAAUGGCAUCCCCUUUGGCCGCAUCACCCAGCAGGCUGGGGAGUUCAUGGUCACCUUUCCCUAUGGCUACCACGCGGGCUUCAACCAUGGCUUCAACUGCGCAGAGGCCAUCAAUUUUGCCACCCCGAGGUGGAUUGACUAUGGUAAGGUGGCACGUCAGUGCAGCUGUGGGGAGGCCAGGGUGAGCUUCUCCAUGGAUGCCUUUGAGGGGCUCCUGCAGCCUGAGAGCUAUGAGCUGUGG
Molecule: messenger RNA, 2940 nt
Organism: Apodemus sylvaticus (European woodmouse)
Lineage: Eukaryota; Metazoa; Chordata; Mammalia; Rodentia; Muridae
Exons: 4
Biological process (GO): chromatin remodeling
Cellular component (GO): nucleus
Molecular function (GO): histone H3K9 demethylase activity
Source: RefSeq, a predicted model, not a curated record